AAGCCCCAUCAAUAUUAAGCAACUGUGAUUCCAUUUAUCAAUUUCAAUUCAAUUCCUGCCAUGGAGGAUUUCGAGAGCAGAUCAUCACUAAAACCGACCCAUGUAUAUAUCAGCUAUCGAGGCGGCGACGAUACACGUAGAUUCAUCAAAAGCCUUUCUGGUGCUCUUGAAGCACAAGGUUUCAGAAUCGUGGGAGAUGACAAGAGUCGUGAAAUCCCAGAUAUGGCUUUUCCGGACGAGCUUCUCCGAGCAAUGAGAGAAUCCUGGAUUUUGAUCUUGGUCCUCUCCAAAAGCUAUGUUUCUUCAUCUUGGUGUUUAGAGGAGCUGUCGCAGGUUGUUGGGCGACUCUUUCUUAAGGAAAAGCCAAAAUGGUCAUUUAAGAGAGGAUAUGGAUUCAUACCUAACCGAGCAGAAAGGAACGAGGAAGACCUGGACGAGCUGAUAAAAAGAUGGUGGCAACAUAUGAAACAACCGGCCGAUCUCUGUGGACGCAGCAAUAAUGCAGAUAGGAUAAUUCCAGUUUUUUACGAUGUAGAUUCAAAAUCCUUUGCUCAACACAUGCAAGAGAGCUUCCCGGGAAAUUUAUUCGAGGAAGCUAUGCAAAAAGUGACCAAUCUUUCCGGCUGGGAUCUACAGUAUGAAUCAAGAUCACAAGUUAUUCCGAAGAUUGUCAAAGAAGUCAAGUCAAAAAUAGAUAAACUAUUUUAUGGCUUUUUCAGAUAUGUUGGGAUGAAAUCUCGAGUGGAAGAAGUAGAACAGAUUUUGGAUUUGAGCUCAGACGAUGAAGUUCAAGGUAUAGGCAUUUGUGGUAUGGGCGGAUCAGGGAAGUCAUCCAUUGCUUUAGUUCUAUAUCUUAAGAUCCUUCACUUUUUUGAUUCUUUUUGUUUCCUUCCUAAUGUGAGUAGACGUUUGAAGCAUGGUGACUUAUCUUUGCAAGAACUCAUUCAUAGAAACUUGGAGACAGCAGAUUUUUGUCUUAUGUAUCCUCAAGGCGAAGAGUUCUUGAAAAGAUUAAGAAAACACAAGGUUCUCAUAGUUCUUGAUGGUGUAGAUCAUGUGCAAGAUAUUGAGGAAUUGAACUUGAUUGCAAAAUCUAUUUGUUUUGGCAGAGGGAGUAGAAUCAUAAUAACAACAAGAGAUGUACAAGUCCUUGAAAUGUCUGGAGUUGAGAAAAUUUAUAGACCUAAAUUGUUGUCUAAGAAGGAAGGUUCUAUAAUAUUCCGUUCUAUAGCUUUUCCAAAGGAUUAUCCUGUUAAUGAUUUUCAAGAGAUGAUAGACAAGGUAUUGAAAUAUGCUAAUGGGCUUCCACUAGCAAUUGAAAUAUUGGGUUCAUUCUUUUUUGGAAAAAGCGUGGCAGAAUGGAGAAGUUUCUUGGAUAGAGAAGAAAUUAUUCCUCCCCAUGAGAUCAUAAUAGUCCUUAGAAAAAGUUUUGAUGAACUUGAUCAUAGGAGUAAGGAAAUCUUUUUGGACAUAGCAUGUUUUUUUGCAGGAAAGAAUGUUAAUUGUGUGAAGGAAAUUUUACAUGAUUCUGGUUUCCCUGCCGAUAUAGGAAUCAAACUUCUUAUUCAAAAAUCACUUAUUACAAUUGCAAAUCAAGGAAUACAAAUGCAUGGAAUGUCACAAGCAAUGGGGCGAGAAAUUGUUAGACAAGAAUGUCCAAAUCAGCCAGAAAAACGCCGUCGGUUGUACCUUUUCAAUGAUAUCAAAUAUGUUAUGGAGAAAGAAAGAAACAUGGUGAUAAAAAAUGUUGAAGCUAUAGUCUUGGAUUUGGAAGAGCCAAAAGGGGUUACAUUGAGGAUCGAAGCUUUAUCACAGAUGAUCAACCUCAGAUUGCUCAUAUUUCGUAAUGUGCAUUUUUCUGGAACCCUCGAUAAUCUUUCGAGCAAGUUACAACAUGUUUCAUGGCAUCAAUAUCCAUUCACUUCUUUGCCAUCGAGUUUUCAGUCUGAUACACUUGUUCAAUUGAUUAUGCCUGAUAGCAACGUCACAGAAGUGUGGAAGGGCAAAAUGAUGCUCCUUAAGUUAAGAAAAAUGAAUCUUUGUGGCUCCAAAACUUUGAUCAAGACGCCAGAUUUUGGAGGAGUUCCAAAUCUUGAGAGACUUGACCUUGAAGGUUGUACUGGAUUAUUGGAAUUGGAUCCAUCUAUUGCCGAACUUUCAAAGCUCAAGUUCUUGAAUUUGAGAAAUUGCAUCAAUCUUAUUAGUAUUCCCAAUCGCUUAUUUGCUCUAUACUCAUUGGAAAUUCUAAAUCUAGCUGGCUGUUCAGAAUUUGCACAUUGCUUGAAUUUUUCUCCUUUGAAGAGCUUGACAGAAGUGAAACUGCUUAGCAUUUGGUCUAAUCCAUUCUUAGAGAGCAUUCUGUAUUUUCUUUUGUAUGUUUUAACAAAAAAAUUGUGGUGAGUUUGUUCGUUGCUGUCUAAUUUACUUGAUAUGUAUUUGUGAGGUCAAUUAUGCAUAAAGCUCAAGUCAUGAAUCCUGAGAUUGGAGCUCUGUGUAUUUGGUACAUUUGGGAAUGAUAUGGUUGUCACUUAUCAGUUA
Molecule: messenger RNA, 2538 nt
Organism: Prosopis cineraria
Lineage: Eukaryota; Viridiplantae; Streptophyta; Magnoliopsida; Fabales; Fabaceae
Product: disease resistance protein Roq1-like
Exons: 4
Coding region: 61-2400 (779 amino acids)
Biological process (GO): signal transduction; defense response
Molecular function (GO): ADP binding
Source: RefSeq, a predicted model, not a curated record